Molecule: messenger RNA, 1122 nt
Organism: Spea bombifrons (plains spadefoot toad)
Lineage: Eukaryota; Metazoa; Chordata; Amphibia; Anura; Pelobatidae
Gene: TNNI3
Product: troponin I3, cardiac type
Exons: 10
Coding region: 144-887 (247 amino acids)
Biological process (GO): muscle contraction
Cellular component (GO): troponin complex
Source: RefSeq, a predicted model, not a curated record
CCAGGCCGUGAUCUAUACCUUACAUGGGUAGGUUCUGAUUCUCGCCCCGCAUAACACCCCGUUACGUGUUCUCCACGCUCUAUUGUGUUUCAGUCCUCCCAAGAGCUUGCCAUCCAAGAAGUCGUCCAGGACCAGUGGCCAAGAUGUCUGAUGAGGAAGAGGUGACUUAUGAAGAAGAAGAGGAAGAAGAAGAAUAUGUUGAAGAAGAGGUAGAAGAGGAGGAGGUAGCAGAACCUGAGCCACCGAAACCUGCUCCACCUCCACCAGUUCCACCACUUAUUAGAAGAAAGUCUUCGGCCAACUACCGCUCGUAUGCCACCGAACCACAGGUUAAGAGGAAACCCAAGAUCUCUGCAUCUCGAAAACUACAGCUAAAGGGUCUGUUGCUACAAAUCGCUAAGAGUGAAAUGGAGAACGAGGAGGCAGAGCGAGCGCGUGAGAAGGAGCGGUACCUGUCAGAGCAUUGUGAGCCUCUGCAGUUCUCUGGACUGUCCCUGUCUGAACUGAAGGAGCUAUGCAGGGAACUCCACGCGAAAAUUGAUGUAGUGGACGAAGAAAGAUACGAUAUGGAAGCCAAAGUCAAUAAGAACGUCAAUGAGAUUGAAGACUUGAAUCAAAAGAUUUUUGACCUACGUGGGAAAUUUAAGCGCCCGCCCCUGCGGAGGGUGCGCCUGUCUGCGGACGCCAUGAUGCGGGCACUCCUGGGCACUAAGCACAAAGUUUCUAUGGACUUGAGGGCUAAUUUGAAACAGGUCAAACAAGCCAAAAAAGACGAUGCAGACAAGGACAUACGCGAAGUCGGAGACUGGAGGAAGAACGUCGAUGCUCUCAGCGGGAUGGAAGGCAGAAAGAAGAAGUUUGAAUCGAGUGGGGCUGUGCAGGUUUAGGUGGGGAUUGAUUCGGAUUACAUGCUAAAAUAUAAUAGGCACCUGGAAAGAAAAUGAGCUGUUUUUCUAAAGUCCUUCGCACCAGCGAGCCUCGUAUUAUCACCGGGAUCUCAUCUUCCGCCUGUCCAUUUAUCCCUUUCUCAAUAUUCGGGGGAAAUGACGAAUUACGGGAUGGUAUGAGUUUAUUAUAAAUGGGGGCUUAUUUGAAAUUGCAAAUAAAUAUACUGAACGGAAA